Messenger RNA from Ipomoea triloba (trilobed morning glory), 2340 nucleotides. Its product is annotated as zinc finger BED domain-containing protein RICESLEEPER 2-like. The record is from RefSeq and is a predicted model, not a curated record. NCBI's taxonomy places the organism in Eukaryota, Viridiplantae, Streptophyta, Magnoliopsida, Solanales, Convolvulaceae. The transcript has 8 exons. Gene Ontology annotation, molecular function: DNA binding; protein dimerization activity. Bases 1 to 2340 code for a protein of 779 amino acids.
AUGAAUGAUGAUUCUGGAUUUUUGGUGGAAGCCCUAUUGAGCCCUAAUUUGUGGGCAAUGGGCAACCAUAAGAUGAUGAGAAUUCAAGAAAAUGAAUUCCUGAUUAUGGUUGAUUGGUUGCUAACUUGCAACUUUCAAGUUGAUGUGUACUACUGUACAGUGUACUGUGGUGGUGGACUGGUGGAAGUCAAUUGUAAAUUGUCAAAUAUGGAGAGCAAUCAAAAUAUAAGUGGGUCUGGACCUCUUCCAUCCUCAACAGUAGAUGAACAAGGAGUUCAACCUCAAGGCAUUGAGACAAAUACUCAACAGCCUAUGGUCACUCCUGCUGUUCCUGCUACUAAAAAGAGGAAGGAAAUAGGUCAAUCUAAAAAGCAUGGCACAUCAUCUUUAAGGAACCAUAUUAUGGCCUGUCUUAAAAAUCCACACUCGAAUGAUACAAGGCAGUCCCUACUGACAUUCAAUGCUGUUUCCACUUCUGGAACAAAUGCUCCUGAGGGAGUUCUGGGGACAUGGGUGUUUGAUCAAGAGGCCAUUAGGAGGGCCUUAUGUGAGAUGAUUAUCAUAGAUGAGCUCCCUUUUAGGUGGACAAUUUCUAGGGACAUCUACCAAAUUUUCCUAGAUGAGAGGCUAAGUCUUAGGAAGCUGUUUAGGGUGGGCACACAAAGAGUCAGUUUCACCACUGAUACCUGGACUUCUGUCCAGAGGAUUAAUUAUAUGUGCAUUACUGCACAUUUUAUAGAUGACCAGUGGAAGCUUCAGAAAAAAAUAAUUUCCUUUGUCCCAAUUUCUUCUCAUAGGGGGGAGUAUAUUGCAAAAGCCCUAGAGAGCUGUCUAUUGGAGUGGGGGAUUAGAAAUGUGUUCACUAUUACAGUGGACAAUGCCUCUUCUAAUGAUACAACUUUGGGGUACUUUAAGAGCAAGUUGUUAUCUUGGGGUUGUUCUUCUGUUCGGCUGCAGUACUUGCACAUGAGGUGCAUAGCACAUAUCCUAAACCUAGUGGUCCAAGAUGGUUUGAAGUAUGCAGAUGAGUCAGUUAAAAGGGUGAGGGAUGCAGUGAGAUGGGUUAGGAACUCACCUGCUAGGUUGCAAAAGUUUAGGGAACUAGCUGAUCUGAUUGGGGUGGAAGCCAAGUCAACCUUGCAUCUUGAUGUCCCUACUAGGUGGAACAGCACCUACAUCAUGCUUAACACUGCAAUUGAAUAUCAAAGAGUGUUUGAUAUGCUUGCAGAAACUGACCCCUCCUUUUCUGCUGAUUUGGAUGAUGUCCCUUGUUUUCUGGAUUGGAGUUCUGUGGAAAGCUUAGUUAAGCUUUUGAAAACUUUUUAUGAGAUGACAGUGAGAAUUUCUGGUUCUCUCUAUGUCACUUCUAACACAUUCUUCUCUGAGAUCUCUGAUCUCAGUUGCAUGUUGGAAGAUAUGGUUUUGGCUGAGCCUGAAACUGAUAAGGUAAUGGGGCAACAAAUGAAAACCAAGUUUCAUAAAUAUUGGGGGGAUCCAGCAAAAAUGAACUUCCUCAUUUUUUAUGCCAAUAUUCUGGACCCCAGAGAUAAGGAGGAAUACAUGCCUCAUCAGUUUGUCCAGCUUUAUGGAGAAGAGAAUGGCAAAUCUUUUUUUGCGAAGGUCCAAACUGCCAUGUCUGUGUUGUAUGCUGAUUAUGCAUCUACCUAUUCUGUCAGUUCAACCCCCUCUGAAUCCUCUACUCAAUCUGUCCAGUCUGAGGCUACCUCAAUUGGUAGGCCUCAAUCAAGGUUGAAGAGUCAGUUGAAAAAAAAGAGGAUGGAGGGUGGUGGUGGAAGCAGUAAGCAGACAGAGCUGCAAGUGUACUUGAGUGAGAGUAUAGUUGAGGAUGAUGAAGAUGCCACUUUUGAUGUUUUAAAGUGGUGGAAGGGCAAUAGUGAGAGAUUUCCUAUUCUCUCUAAAAUGGCUAGAGAUGUGCUUGCAGUUCCUAUUUCCACAGUUGCAUCUGAGAGUGCUUUUAGUACAAGUGGGAGGGUGCUUGAUCCAUUUAGGAGUUCCUUGACUCCUAAAAUAGUGGAAGCCUUACUUUGUACCCAAGAUUGGUUGAGAUUACCAAAUCAAGCAAUCACGGUUGAGAAAAACUUAGAUGAGGUUGAAAGACUAGAAAAAGAAUUGGCCACUGGAUGCAGUAUUCCAUCAAUGUUGUCAUCAAUACCUCUUGUGGUUAUGGUGAUGGAAGUUGCAGGGAAAUUGAUGGCAGGGAGAUUGGGGAAGAGAUGCAAAGUUCAAAAUGGUGGCAGAAGAAGAGCGAAGAAGAAGAAAGUGGUAAAGGGAAAGAGGACGGAGCUUACCGUUGAUGAGCUCGGUGAACUUCUGGCUUGA